GCAGACUGGAAGUAGUUGUGUGAGAAUGGGAAUGACAGGUCAGCAGGUUCAGUUUAAAUCAAUACUAGAGCUUCAACCUGUUCAGGUAGAGUCAACCUAGUGCUAGAGUUUGUUUAGGACUUAGUGCAGCUCUCACCCUCCUCUCCUCCCCCUCUCUACCUGUGACCCUGGAGCAGAGAGGUUCAGGCGUCCUCCAUGUGUGCCUGGAGAGGGUGGGCCGGCUGGAGCUGUGGCUGCAGGAGGCCCAGAAGAGCCUGGUAGCCGGGGGAGCUGCUGCGGGGGAGACCACCAUGCAGGACAGUGUGGAGCAGCAACUCCUCACCUGCCAGGAGAUGUUCCUGGAGAUCGAGCAGAGGGUCUCCAGCCUGGCGGCGCUCGGUCUAGUCGCUGACCAGCAGCAGCAGGACGAGGCGGCCGAGCUGCUCUCCUCCAAACUGGAGCUCCUGAAAGCCAACCUGGUGUCCUUCCAGCAGCUGCUGCAGGACCGACAGGGAGAGGAGAGGACCCUCACACCCUCUCAGACACAGGGACAGAAGUCAGCAGCUCAGUCAGAGCGCCACCUGGAGUCUCGGUUGCAGCGCAGCAGCAGUGUUCAGGAGAUCUUCUCCUCUCCGAGAAACAAACUGCUCCGACAGAGCAGCCUGCAGCAGCAGAAGGAGUUGGAGCAGCAGCUGACGGAGCAGAGAGGUCUGACUCAGGCCAUCGCUCUGCAGGGCAGCAGAGGACGCCUCCACAGCCAGGACACAGAGGACCAGAGCCAGCUGUCGCCACGGUGGCCUCCUGCUGGCUCUGCUGGGCAGGAGGACUCGGCUCAGAGAAAGUGGGACGGCCUUCACAGCCGGCUGCUGUCUCUGGAGGAGAGCUGGCUGCUUCCACCCUCUGAGGUGACAGACUCAUCUAGGAGGCGCAGUGAUGGAACAGCAGGACGCGUAAUUGGCACACAAACCCUGAAAGAGCUCCAAACUCACAUCAGCCGCCUGAGAGAGCUGGGAGUCGCAGCGACGGAGACUCAGGCCUCCUCUGUGGACGGCUCCCAUGAGACGCUGGACGAGGGUUUGUUUCAUUUGCUGCACGGAGCGUCCCUGUCCCUGUCCUCCAUCAACAACCUGCUGCACCCACCUGCCGGGAUGACACAUGGAGAAGACGCUCAGCUGAGGCUGCUGCAGCUGCAGAGUCUGUCAGCAGCGCUCGCUUCCCUUGGCAGUGAUCUCUCCUCUCAGGGGUCAGAGGUCAGCCGUGUGCUGGGGUCAGAGCGCGGGCAGCAGUGUGUGGGGGAUGUGUGCAGAGUGCUGUCUGUGGUGCAGACUGCUCUGAGCAGCAGGGAGGAGCAGCUCACACACCUGCAGGAGGAGGCGGCACAGCAGCAGAUUCACCUGAAUGAGUUGCAUGCAGCCUUCACUUCUAACCAGGCGACGGUUCACCAAAUAAUGAAUGAGUUUGAUGGAUCUCUGGGCCUUAACGAACACCUACAGGCUCUGGUUCAGAUGCAGGAGUGUCUGCAGCAGCAGGUGGAGCAGGUGAGCUCCCUGAUGGAGGAGGCGCACCGACACCACCGGCCUGCCUCUCUCAUCCAGCAGGCCUCACAGCUGCAGGGUGAGCUGGACACUUCUCUGGGUGGUGUUCGCUCCCGCUGUGAGGAGCUGAAGAACAGUGUGGAGCUGCAGCAGCAGUAUGAGCGUCUGGUCCUCAGCCUGCAGGAGCUGCUGGAUCUGGGCCCUGAACGCCUCGCACAGCAGCCAGACGCAGAGCUCCGCGACAGAGCUCAUCUCCAGCAGCAGCUCAGCGGCCAUACGAGGUUCUUCCAGUUCCUGGGCCAUCACUUCAGGAUCCUUCAGUACCUGACCCACAGAGUCCCAGAGAGCGCCCUCCAGAGGUGGCAGGGUGUUGUGAUGGGCCUGCAGGUGGAGGUAGCCCGGCUGCAGCAGCAGGGACUGGAGAAAGGGACCAGGAUGCAGGAGACAUUACAGACGUGGUCGCAGUGGGAGGAGGACAGCGCCUGGUCAGACUCCCUGCUGAGUCCAAUUGAAACUUCAUUUCCCAAGAUGCACAAGGGGGGUAAUUCGGAGGAGCAGAAACUCUCCGUCUACCAGGAGCUUCGUGGCGUUCUGGAAGGGAACAAGGCGCAGUUCAGUCUGAUGCUGGAGGCGGGGCUCCGGCUGAAGGAGGCGGGCUGCAGAGGAGUGGGCGUGGCUAAUAGCAAGCUGGAGGCAAGAUGGAGAGCUCUGCACAAGAGGGUGGAGCAUCAACGCACCAAUGUAGACAAGAACAGGAAGCUGAGGAGCAGGUUUCUUCGAGACUCUGCUGUACUGGCUGACUGGAUGGGCGGGACCAGAGAGAUGAUUGACAGGUGCCAGCUCUCUGUGUCAGCCGAGGAGGAGAUGGAUGCUAAACAGAGGCGUGAUCACUACCUCCAGUUUGUGGCUUUGACCAAAGACAUGGAGGCAAAGUGUGGACUGAAGGUGGCUGUGAUCGGAGCUGGAACCCAGCUGCUCCAGCUUAGGGAUGAAGAGGAUGGAGACUCAGGAAUAAAUCCAGAGGACAAAGAGACAUCAGAUCUCUGCUCCAUCAACGCUCAGCUCAGACAGGUAGAGCUGGACUGGUCCCGCCUCCUGACUGAUGUUCCUGUUGUGCAACGAGCUCUGCAUAAGCGAUGGAUGCAGACAUCGACCCAGCAGGAGGCGCUGUCUGAGCUGCAGGCCUGGCUUUGUUCUGCUGAGUCUCAGCUGGAGGAGCAUCGCAGCAGAAUCACACAAACCUCCACCAACUCUGAUCUGAGUCAGCUCCUGAAACACUGCAAGGAGUGUCAGACAGAGAUCUCGGCCCAUCAGGCCACGCUGGACUUUGUGAGCCAGCCUCUACAGACCUGCAGUUCUGAGGAGGGCCAGAAGGGGCGCUAUGAACACAGCCAGUUUGCAGAGGAGCAGGGUCGCCUCAACCACCAGUGGCUCAGCCUGCAGGAAGCUCUGCAAUCUCAGAUCCAGAAGGUGGAGCAGGAGCUUAGGAGCAGGGUGGAGCAUGAGACCCGCCUGCAGCAGAUCAACAGCUGGAUCAAAGAUCAGGACCUCUGGAUGAGGUCUGCUCAGACACCCAGCAGCCAGACGGAGCUGCACCGGAACAUCUGCACCUGCCAGGAUCUUGAGGAGAAGAUCAGGCAGAAGUCUGCAGCUCUUCAGGAGAUGAGAGAGAAACUUGAUGGAGGAGAAAACAGCAGCUGUGAUUUAAUCCCUCAGACGGAUAAAUCCAUCCAGGCCUGUGCAGCUCUCACACAACAGCAUGCCUUGGUGAAACAGAGGCUGGCUGAGGCGCAGCAGCUGUGGGACUGUGUGGAGAAGCAGCUGAAGCAGAUGAAGCUCAAAACAGAGAGAACGUCUCAGACUCUUCAGUAUCACAGCAGCCCUCCGCUCUGCCUGCAGGCACACACGGAUCUGCAUGGGCAGCUGCAGCUUCUUCAUGAGGAGACAGCAGCUUCAGAGACAGAGUGGGACAAAUUAAAUCAAAGCGUCUCCUCCCUCAAAGACAUCGUCAGUCCUGCUGCUGCCGCUCUCCUCACACAGCAGCUGGACAGACUGAGAGACAGUUGGACAGAGAUGUUGCAAGCGUUGGACCAGCAGCUCCAAAGGAGUCGGGACGUCCUGCAGCUGUGGGAGGUGUACGCCCGGCUGGCUGCCUCUUUCUCCGCCCGGCUGCAGACGCUGCAGAGGGACGCCAAGUCAGCGCUGAGCGGAGCGCCUGGAGGACAGGACACUGUGGAGCAGCUCACUGUCAGGACACACAGCGCUCAGAGUCUCCUGGAGAGGACAGAAACUCUGCAGUCCGACCUGGAGGGGGUGCUGAAGGCCUCCAAGGACCUCACUGGUCACCUGGACCCUUCAGCUGCCAGUCUGGUCCAAUCAGAGAGCCGCUUGUUGUCGCGUGGAGUUCAGCAGCUCAGCCAGAUAGUGACAAGGAAGCUGGGUCAGCUGCAGGAGGAGCUUCGGCGGCUGCAGGAGUUUGAAAGUGUACUAGAGUCUCUGGAGGGAAACCUGCAGCUCUGGCAGGAGCGACUGGAGGUUGUGAGUCCCACCGCAGAACAGUCUUUCCUCCUGGAGCUGAGCGGCCUGUCAGCUGAUCUGGACGUGCUGAACGAGCAGAGCUGCAGCCUGACGUUCGGAGACGCUGCAGCGCGCCGCCUGCAACACCUCAACCACCGCUGGACCGAAACCUCCGCCCGAGCUGAGGAGGCCUGCAGUGAGCUGCAGACGGAGGCUCUGAGGUGGCAGAGCUUCGAACAGAAGUGUGAGAACUGGAUGUCCUUCCUGCAGAGGAUGGAGGACAGCCUGGCUGUGGACGUGGCCGGCUCCUACAUCGGCCUCAGACAGCAACUCUGCACACACAAGCGCUUCCAGGCGGAGCUGUUCUCUGGACACCAGAUCCUGCAUUCAGUCAUCACUGAAGCUCUUCAUCUGCUGCAGAAAGGAGAGGUGGAGGACAGGAGUGACUUCAUCCUGAAGCUGACCCACCUCAGGGAGCACUGGCAGGGGGCAGUGCAGCGGGCGGACCAGCGGCGCGGCCUGGUGGAGGGGCUGGUGAAGAACUGGCACCUGUACAGCCGCAGCCUGAAGAAGCUGCAGAGGUUCGUGACGGAGACGCAGACCCUCCUCCCCCCCGCCGGACCGGCACACUGCAGCCUGCAGCAGCUGAGACGCUCCCUCCAGGACCUGCAGCACACGGAGCUGCUGUUCCAGAGGUAUCAGUGCAGCUUCAUCCACACUCUGGAAGUGGGCCGGCAGCUCUUCUCCAUGGGCGACGAGGAGAGUCAGACUCAGCUGCAGACGGAUCUGGGGAACCUGCAGGAGGAGUGGGAGAAACUCCACAGCCUGCUGGGCCGGAGGAUGGACCUCACCGACGCUAUCGUGCAGAACUGGGAGCGCUGCGAGGCCGGACUGGGAGACAGCACCCUGCAGCUGAAGGACCUGAAGACCAGACUUAACGAGUCGAUGCCGGAUUUUGCAGAGGAGCUGAAGAGUGCAGAAAAAUACAUCAAGGAGAACGAGGACUGCCUGGAGGACUGGGCUGAGAGCCUGACGGAGCUGAGCACCAUGAAGACGGAUCUGUCCCAGUACAUCAUCGCCGACGACGUCCUGCUGCUGCAGGAGCAGGUGGAGCACCUGCACUGUCAGUGGGAGGAGCUCUGCCUCAAGGUGUCGAUGCGUAAACAGGAGAUCGCAGACCGCCUGAACGCGUGGAUCAUCUUCAAAGAGAAGAACAAGGAGCUGUGCGAAUGGCUUGCACAGAUGGAGAACAAGGUGGCGCACAACUCCGACCUCAACAUCGAGGAGAUGGUGGAAAAACUCAAGAAGGACUGCAUGGAAGAGAUCAACCUGUUCAGUGAGAAUAAGACUCAUCUGAAGCAGCUGGGAGAACAGCUGAUCACAGCCAGCAACAAGACGAAGGAGACGGAGGUCAACGACAAGCUGAAGGACAUCAACGACCGCUGGCAGCAUCUGUUCGACCACAUAGAGGCCAGGGUGGGAAAGCUGAAGGAGACGCUGGUGACGGUGCAGCAGCUGGAUAAGAACAUGAGCAACCUGCGGACAUGGCUGUCUCGCAUCGAGGCGGAGCUCGCCAAACCCGUGGUGUACAACGUGUGCCACAGCGAAGAGAUCCAGAGGAAACUGGCCGAGCAGCAGGACCUGCAGCGGGACAUCGAGCAGCACACGGAGAGCGUGGCGUCAGUGCUGACGCUGUGUGACGUCCUGCUGCACGACGCCGACGCCUGCGGCAGCGACUCUGAGAACGACUCCAUCCAGCAGACCACGCGCAGCCUGGACCGGCGCUGGAGGAACAUCUGCGCCAUGUCCAUGGAGAGGAGGAUGAGGAUCGAGGAGACCUGGCGCCUGUGGUGUAAGUUCCUGGAUGACUUCUGUCGCUUUGAGGACUGGCUGAAGAGCGCUGAGAUCAUCGCAGCCACUCCGGACUCUGCCAACGUGCUCUACACCAGCGCCAAAGAGGAGCUCAAGAAGUUUGAGGCGUUCCAGCGGCAGGUCCACGAGCGUCUGACUCAGCUGGAGCUGGUCAACAAGCAGUACCGCCGCCUGGCCCGGGAGAACCGCACCGACGCCGCCAGCAAGCUCAAGCUCUUAGUCCACGAGGGGAACCAGCGGUGGGACAGCCUGCAGAAGAGGGUUGCCUCUGUUCUGCGCAGACUCAAGCACUUCACCUCUCAGAGAGAAGACUUUGAGGGGACCCGGGAGGGGAUCCUGGUCUGGCUCACAGAAAUGGACCUGCAGCUCACCAACGUGGAGCAUUUCUCCGAGAGCGACGUGGAGGACAAGAUGAGGCAGCUCAACGGCUUCCAGCAGGAAAUCACUCUGAACACCAACAAGAUCGAUGCUCUGAUCGUGUUCGGGGAGAACCUGAUCCAGAAGAGCGCUCCGCUGGACGCCGUGCUGAUCGAGGACGAGCUGGAGGAGCUGCACUCGUACUGCCAGGAGGUGUUCGGCAGGGUGGCCCGCUUCCACCACCGCCUGGUCAACAGACGCCCGAUCCUGGAGGAGGAGGAGGAGCGCGAUCUGUCAGACCUGGACGACUCCCCCGAUCUGACCGACGGGACGUCCUGGGAGGAGUCGAGGAAGGAAGAAGAGGAAGAUGUUCCAGCAGGAGGUGCAGCGGGGCGACAGGUCAUGUGUCACCUCCUCGCCCCCCCUCUGGAGCGGUCGGGCAGAGAGACCCCGGUCAGCGUGGACUCCAUCCCGCUGGAGUGGGACCACACCGUGGACGUUGGAGGGUCUUCGUCACACGAGGACGAUGAGGAGGACGCCACAUACUUCAGCACCCUGUCAGAUGUGCAGGUCACAGAGAGCUCAGAGUCUUUUGUUAAAGCGACUGUCAGAGCAGUGAGCGCUGCCUCGGGCAAGUCAGUGUCCGACCCCCCCAGCUGGCACCAACCCGUCUCACCUGAAAGAAAACGAGUUCCCAGAGAAAUGAUCCGAGGCCUGACCUCAUCUCCCUCACACACCUCCAGCACUCCCUUCCACCAGCAGGGCUACGCUAAGCUGAUGUCGGAGUGCAGCGGCAGCAUCAGCACCGUGAAGAGAGUGAAGCUGAUCCUGAACGAUGAAGAGGAGCCGGAGGAUCACGGUCUGACCGUCAGCACGGCCGACAAGCAGACCAGCACAGGUGUGAUCGAGCGCUGGGAGCUGCUUCAGGUUCAGAAGCUCAACAACCAGACGGACAUCAAGCAGGACCUUGAGCAGUGGCAGAAGCUGAACUCUGACCUCUGCGACGUCACUUCCUGGUUGGGCCGGGUGCUUCCAGAGCUGGAGAGGCUGCAGCGGAUCACACCGGCCACCAGCAUCCGAGACAUCGAGGUCAACAUCCGGAAACUAAAGGAGAUGCAGAAGACCUUCAACAGCUACAAGUGUCUGAUGAUCUCCGCCAACCUGAGCAGCCGUCACUUCCUGUGUGGCGACAGCGCCGAGCUGCAGGAGCUGCAGGAAGCCCUCAGCUCAGCCAACAGCAGCUGGACUCAGGCCUGCAGCGGGUUGGAGAGCUGGGAGAGGAGGCUGCACGCCGCGCUCAUGCAGUGCCAGGAGUUCCAUGAGACGCUGCACUCCCUGCUGCUGUGGCUCGCUCAGGCGGAGAACAAACUGAACGCUGUGAAUGUCAGCGACCAAUCGACACCCCGUUCCGUCCUGCAGGAGCACCAGGACACACUGACGGCUCUGCAGGAGGACUUGUGCGGCCGCCAGAGGCAGGUCUCCUCCCUGCAGAACAUCUCCUCUCAGCUGCUGCUGGAGGACUCCAGAGAGGACAGCGUGGAGGCCAAAGAGAAGGUCCACGUCAUCGGGAACAAGCUGCAGCUGCUGCUGCGACAGGUGGCCUCUCGCCUGCACACGCUGCAGGGCCGACUGGAAACCUGCUCCCCCAGCACAGAGAUGGACAGCAUUGGUUUGGGAGCGCUGCAGAAGGAGGAGGCUGCAGGUCUUCAUGCAGCUCCAGUCGGACCACCAGCGACUAAAAGGGAGGAGCGAAAGGAUUCCCCCCCACAGCGGCCCUUCUUCCACCGGGUCCUGCGAGCCGCCUUCCCGCUCCACCUGCUCUUCCUGCUGCUGCUGGUCCUGGCCUGCCUAGUCCCCGUGUCCGAGGACAACUACAGCUGCACCCUGUCCAACAACUUCGCCCGCUCCUUCUACCCCAUGCUGCGCUACACCAACGGCCCCCCGCCCACAUGAUCCCUGCCACAAUGCCCAGUAUCGUCUCCUAAAGAGGACUGAAGGACUAAAUAUGUGACGGUGGAAAUCAAAGAUGGAGCCGAAUGGACAUUUAAAGAUAUUCUACCUAAAAAAAAAAAAGCACCGCCCCUUUUUUAAAAUCUGAUUGAUGUAUUUAAGAAUAUAUUUAUUGUUCGUGUUUAAAAAGAAGCCAUAUUACUGGUUAGUUUCCCUCCUUCUGUCACUUUUAUACGUGUCUAACGUCCCCAUCAAACACUCAAAGAUAAAGAAAGAAGUAUUUUAAUAUCUACGCUAUAUUUUCAUUUGUUUUGUAUCGUGUGGGAUCUAAAUUGAAGGUCAGAGGUCAGUGAUUACCAAAGCGUACAGAAAGGGAAAACACUUAAGCCAUUUUCUACCACUGCAGCUAUUUUUACAGCCACUUGUUGAUAGCACAUUUUGUACAGAAGAGAAGAAGAGGUAUUUAAAAAGAUCUGUAAGAUAUUUUUCUAAAUAACGCUGGCAGCGAUUCAUGCCUUUCUGUAGCCCACAGAUCCUCCACAGCCAGCAGAUCAUGAAUAUGUAAAUAAGGGCAAACUACUGAGAAAGAAACCUGCUAAAUCUUUGUUUCUGCAUUUGAGUUUGAGUGUGUUACUGUUAUAUAUUUCAAUGAUUGAGCAUGGGACUGUAGUCUGAGCGCUGCUGUGAUAAAAUGACAGAUAUUUUCUUAUGUUCACAACUUCACGGCCAGUCAUUUCAGCAGAAAAGUUGUCAAAUUCAAAGCUGAAUUACAUCAUUUUUUACCACAAGAGGGGCAGAAAGAGCCCAAAAUAACCCCUAAUAUAUUAACGGAUAAUACGGUGCUUGGAACAAUUAUUAAAAAGCUGUUCAGUCUAGCAGAUUUACUUCAGCAAACCUGCUAGCUAACAGAUGCUCAUUUCUACGAUCAUGUCCACAUUAAAUUGCAGUAAUUCCACUCGACUAGUUAUCACUUAAUAAAGUUUCAAAGGAUAUUUCUUUAGAUUUUGUUCUUAUUGAUGCAACAAUAUUAGCUCUAGCUGCGAGUCCUGUGCCCCGUCAGCAGCAACAACACACAGCUACCCCUUUUUAUGUUAAAAAAUCCAAUCUAAACCCUAAUCAAUAAUAACUGAUCUUCGUUCCUAAUUUACCCAACGCUGUCCGACUUGUAAAGGAGGAGCGAAGUCCAGCAGGAGUCAAAAAUCCAACAGGUUCAGCAGAGAUUGUUUCAUAAAAAGUACGACUCCACGCUUCUUCAUGCAGCUGGAGCCGUGUAAAAUCAAACACCGUCACAUGUACGGGGUUAUUAUCAUUGAUCCUAAAUGUUUGGAAGUGUUUGCUCCCAAUUUGUAUAUAAUCUGACGCUUAGCAGAGCAGAAACACAAACAACAACAAGGCGUGUGUAAAGUUUGAUUUAUUUUGUGAACUCUUAUUUAUGGGAUGUAUAGACGGGCAGUUUUGAUUGACAAUAAACUGUGUUUGCCAUGA
Molecule: messenger RNA, 9695 nt
Organism: Eleginops maclovinus (Patagonian blennie)
Lineage: Eukaryota; Metazoa; Chordata; Actinopteri; Perciformes; Eleginopidae
Product: nesprin-2-like
Exons: 51
Coding region: 291-8213 (2640 amino acids)
Biological process (GO): cytoskeleton organization; nucleus organization; nuclear migration
Cellular component (GO): nuclear envelope; perinuclear region of cytoplasm; membrane
Molecular function (GO): kinesin binding
Source: RefSeq, a predicted model, not a curated record